This is a messenger RNA of Lates calcarifer (barramundi perch), 2460 nucleotides long. Its product is annotated as immunoglobulin kappa light chain. The record is from RefSeq and is a predicted model, not a curated record. Gene Ontology annotation, biological process: response to bacterium. The transcript has 3 exons. NCBI's taxonomy places the organism in Eukaryota, Metazoa, Chordata, Actinopteri, Centropomidae. The coding region runs from base 48 to 887 and encodes 279 amino acids.
GUUGCUAGCUCUUCGGCUCAAAACAUUCAGUUCCCAAGACCUCAGAGAUGAUGCACCUGUAUAUGAUCCUCUGUGGAGUAUUUCAUCUGUCAGCUGUGAUCCACUCGGCAACAGUCAAACAAGACACUGGCGUUGUAUCAGCCAGUGUUGGGGACAAUGUGACUUUACGUUGCUUCUAUGACAGCCAAGUGGCCAUGCACUUCUCCUGGUAUCGACAGACCUUAGGAGGCAGACCUGAACUCAUGUCUACUAUUUACAAGUACGAUCAACCAUCCAAAGUCUUCCACUGGUUGGAGAAGAACCCUCGUUUCUCUGUGCACAGGGAGCAAGGGAUGAAUCAUUUACACAUCGCUGACAUUCACCUCUCCGAUUCAGCUACUUAUUUCUGUGGAAGCUCACACUCCAACAUGUUGGAAUUUGGAGAGGGGGUCUUUCUAAGUGUCGAAGAAUCCAGACUCCAGGAAAUUAUCCAAGGGCCAGCAUCUGAGACCAUCCAGCCAGGAGGCUCUGUGACUUUCAACUGUACAGUGAACACGGGGACCUGUGAUAGAAAACGCAGUGUUUACUGGUUCAGGCAUGGAUCUCGUCAUGGAAUCAUUCACACACACGGGGAUCAGUGUACACGUGUCUCCACACCAGGGGUUCCUUCACAGGGCUGUGUGUACCACUUGCAGAGGACGAACCUGAGCGCCUCUGAUGGUGGGACCUACUACUGUGCUGUGGCCUCCUGUGGGGAGAUACUGUUUGGUAAUGGAAGCAAGCUGCUCAUUACAGAUAAUGAGGACCAAAAACUAAGAAUAUUGGUUUGGCUCUCCAUCAUUAGAGCUGGGAUUCUCUUCUUCUUUCUAGCCGUUUGUCUCUUGAUGUACAUCAAUAAAAGAAAGUGAAGUCCUUAACACUCAGUUUAACUCUCUUUGUUUAAAAUAUUAUCUCAUCUUAAUACUUCUGUUACAGUUCAAAAGUAUCAUACAAGUGAAAUGCCACUGGUAGAUACAAAUGAUUUAUUUUUUGGCUGCAUUAAUCUCUCUGCUUAAUUAAACUGUGCAUUUGGCUAAAGUGUUGUACUGCUUGUUUCAUUCAGUGUCAUUAUUUCUUAAGAGGAUGAAUACCAGUUCAGAUCUAUGGAAAUGUAAUCUCUGCAUUAGCAUUAGUCUUUCUGUACAAGCCCAAUGUCAAGUAAUUUCAGUGACUCCACCUCGUGCUGGGGCAGGACCACAAGGGGUUGACACACUAAACCCCUUUCUGACACAUGUGCAUGUCAGAAAAAUGCUGCUUUGUUGGUUAAGAGACCAAAAAUAAUUGAAAAAGAAACACCGCAUCAAAAAAAUAAAUCCAACUGCUGAAGCUGUGAGAAUACCUCAGCGCUAUGCUCGCCUCAAAUCUUUUGUCUGAUCAACCUAUAACCAUGAAUUUAGGUUUUGCUAACCACACUGCUACAUAACAUCUGUGAUUUAUGGCCACAAGCUGAGUGUGAACAGAGAGACACACAAAAAUAAACACACUGUGUUGUGGAACAUCAAUGAGCUUCUGAACACAGAGUUCGAUCACAAAAAUAACUUCCUGUUUCUACUGAAAGUUGUACAGGCGGAGUUACAUUUUUCUUUGCAGAAAAAUGAGGCCAUCCUGCUUCUCUACCAAUGUGCAGGAAGGUCGCUGCUUUUACCUCUGACCACAAGAAUGCUGUUAAAAAAAAUGCUGUUCUGUGAUGAAGCUGAAAUGUCAGUGGAACAUGUGACUCACGGAAGAAAUGCACCGAUACAAUCCUGCUGUUUUUAGGUCAUAUUUGUGUUUCUGGAUAUACUGAAAUCCUGGUCACUACACACAGUAGUCAACGCAAUCACCACAUUUUAAGUUAGAAUGUCAAAAUUCAGAAAGUACAGUAAAUCAUUUACAAAUCUAACAAAACAUGUUUCAUUAUUACACAUUGAGUUUAGUUUGUGGUUAGUAGUGUAGUGAUUUGUAGUGAAUAAUGUUAUGCUGUCUGAAGAAUUGUAUUUUUUUUCUGUAACAAAUACAACACUUAUUUUAUAUCUCUAAUUUAUCAGUUUAAUGUAGGUGUUUAAUUAAGUUGUCCUUUUCAAUGUAAUGAACAUUCUGCUUAUCCUGAAUCCAGCUCAUCUCUACUACAUUUACACAUAAUGACAAAGUGUUAAAUAUGAGUCAUUUUAAAUCAGUUAUUACUCGUGUCCAUUGUUUCCCUUAAGACAAAGUUAUUUUUGCUGUGGACGAUUCAGGAUUUAUAGGCUUUUGUUUGGACUUCCUUCCUUAAAGCAGCGGUGCUGCAUGAACUGAAAUUUGGCACGAACCUUAAUUUACAUUUACGUACAAAAGUAAUGGUCGAACACCUUCAGAAACCUAGUCCACAUACUACAAACACAGUCUGCUCAAAGGAAAAUGUAAGUUCAAAAAUGAAAUAUGACCUUGAGAAAGGUCUAAUUACACAUGAGGAUAAUACCAUUA